Messenger RNA from Orbilia oligospora ATCC 24927, 3720 nucleotides. RefSeq lists its product as uncharacterized. Gene Ontology annotation, cellular component: mitotic spindle. The transcript has 4 exons. The record is from RefSeq and is a predicted model, not a curated record. NCBI's taxonomy places the organism in Eukaryota, Fungi, Ascomycota, Orbiliomycetes, Orbiliales, Orbiliaceae. Gene Ontology annotation, biological process: mitotic spindle organization; regulation of mitotic cell cycle. Gene Ontology annotation, molecular function: protein binding. Bases 1 to 3720 code for a protein of 1239 amino acids.
AUGGCGACAACCUCCACGCCGAACUCUAAGGCCCUCCCCGCUCAUCUCAAACUCACGCCUAACAAUCCAAUCAACUCUUCCACAACCUCGCUCGCUCGCUCCAUCCAUGUUCCCAAAUCUCCUCUCAGACGGUCUCUCACCGACACUCGAGAAGCCCUAGGCCUUAACCUCAAGCGUAUGAUAGGGACUACAACUUCAUCCCCCUCCGGUCUUGCUUCUCACGCUCCUUCCGGCUCUAUCGCCUUUUGCACUGGUGCUGCUGUCUGUGUCGUCAAAGUCGACGAAAACCUCCACAUCAAAUCACGCCACUUCCUUCGCGCUCGCCCCUCCGCCAGCGCACACCCCUCCACGUCUGCCGGCCUCUCAUCCUCGGUCCCUAGCACACCCGAAGCCCCCUCCUCUAGCCGCAUCCGAUCUUCCAUUGCUACUCGCGACUCAGGGAUCGGGUUCAGCCCCAUACGUGAAUUCGAUUCUCUAGGCAAAGGCGAAGAAGGAAAAUGGUCAGUUCGCGAUCGCGUAAAGGCUGCUUCGACCGUCAGCUUCUCUCCGGACGGGCGGUACAUUGCUGUCGGUGAAACGGGCCACAAUCCUCGAGUUUUAAUCUACAAUAUUUCGUCAGGGCUUGAAAAUGCAGGAAGCGAUCUGGUGCCCUUUGCGAUAUUAAAUGAACAUACCUUUGGUGUUAAGAGUGUGGCGUUCAGUCCUUGCUCGCAGUUUCUAGCGAGUAUUGGAACAAUCAAUGAUGGAUGUUUGUACGUCUGGAGUAUGCCAGGAGCCAAGGGAGGCCCGGUGAAGCUGCAUUCGAGUAAUCGUUGUACCAAUCUGGUACAGGAUAUGACUUGGAUAGGGAAGGGGCUUAUCACAGUAGGACUUCGUCACGUCAAGAUCUGGAAGAUAGAGGAGGAACCCGCAGCACCGUCACCACAGGCUAACUCGAAAUCACUACACAUGAUAUUUGAGAAGUUCUCACAUGGGAAAUCGAAACAACCGAUACGAUCACAGGGACCGAACGUACUUAAUGGACGAAAUGCACUUCUAGGUCCGCUAUUGGAGGAAGUUUUUAUAUCUGUCACAGCGAUCUCGGACGACCGUGCAAUUAUUGCAACUGAGAAGGGCGACAUCUGUGUUAUCGAUGAUGGACUACAACGGGUGUCAAAGGUUGCCAGCGCGGAUUCUGGGGUUACUUGUCUAGCAGUGGAUCCGCAAAGGAAAUUCGCCUGGGUGGCUUGCAAGCAGGGGACUAUCAGGACACUCAAGCUACAGGAUAUUGCGAACCCGUUAACACCUCCCGAAUCACCAUCGUCACGAUCUGGAUCCCCGAUUCUACCUCUAGGGUGCAAACCUGCAAAUGUGAUCGCGAUGGCCGCUAUGGGGCAAAACUUAUUUCUUAUCGAUACCAACCGCUCGAUCAAGGUUGUUAGUCUGAAAUAUCACGAGGGCUUACCGACACCAGAUAGUGUGGCAUAUGAAUUUCCGGCACAUAAAAGCGCGGUCAAUGGCGUACGCUUAAUGCCUCCAUCAGCACAUAUCCAGGCGGAUUUUUUCACAUGGUCAGCCUGCGGGACUGUAUUAUUCUGGGACAACCACGGUAACAGCCAGAAUGAACUUGUGGUUGAGCUAGAACAGCCGAAGGACGCCGAAGAAGAUAGGAAUGAGUUGAAAGUUGUGGAAUUCUCAGGUACAGGGGAGUUGAUUGUCACCGGCGAUAAAUUUGGCGUUUUAAGGGUAAUCCAAGCAUCUGAUCGAAGUUCCAAUCACGUUGUCAAGGCGCACUCCGGGGAGAUUAUGUCAAUAUCAAUUCACGAAGGCCAAAAGUUCUCAAUUAUCAGCAGUUGCGCAAGGGACCGAACAGUACAAUUAUUUACAAAGAAGAAGCGACCAGGUUCUGUUUGGACGCUGACGCAGACAUUGGACGAACAUACAGCGAGUGUUACGGGUGUCAUGUUCAUGGACAAUGGAACGAAGUUACUUUCCGCCAGCGCAGAUCGGACAAUUGUGGUCCGUGAACUCGCGGUUAAGGAAAAGGGCAAUGGAGAAGUGGAUAUGUUGGCAUAUCUUGCAGCGAGAACUAUUACGCUGAAGGCAUCACCACUACAUAUGGCAUCGUUUAAUGAAAAUUCACCGUUGUUAUUGACGAGUACGACCGGGAGACAAGUUUUCCGAUUUGACAUUACGACUGGCAGGGAGUUACAUUGCUUUAAGUGUACAGAUGAGAAUGGGGAGUCGGUUAUUCUAGAUACUGUGACCCCUGGCAGAGAUGUAACGUUUGGGAAGGGGAGGCUGAUGGCCGGGAUCUCGAGCACCGAUAAAAGCGUCAGAAUUUAUGACAUGGCCGGAAACCUGGUGGAGAGGGAAUGGGGUCACACAGAGGGGGUUACAGAUGUGGCGAUGUUUGAGGCCCCUGGUAGCGGAGAGGACGGAAGGCGGUUGACUUUGAUUAGCACGGGCACCGAUGGGACGGUGAUGAUUUGGAGUUAUAAUUCGAAACUUAUUGGGGAUGCGGAUAGCGCUGAUGGGAUCUCAAUCUCGGACAUAACAGCGUCAAAAGCGCCUAUCCGGAAAGUUUUGUCGAAAGCAGAGAUUAUGGAGCUGACUACCGGCAAGGGAUCUGAUGCCGCAAGUAUCGCUUCGGGAAAGACGAAUCAUAAAGAGAAUAGGAAGGAUUCACUGCUCGGAGCGGAUUGGGCUAGUUUGUCGGACGUUGAGACGAUAAGCCCUACACCCACGCCUUCAACGCUUCGGAAGGUCGAGAAUAGUCCUGUGAUGAGUAAUCCCGCGCCGGUUGAGAGGCCGACUACAGCUGUUCCGACCACCGCUACAAUGAAUAAUACAGUUCCUGCGGCUAGGUCCAGGCUGACGGAACGGCCUAAGAGUGCGAUAAUAUCGACAAGCCCGCCAAAGCCGCAGAAGGGAUCGCAUCGGAAUUCCUUAGCGUGUAUGCCAAAGUCUGGGACGACCUCUACGAUAAACCUUGCUGCUCCGACGACAAAGGGGGAUAUUGCAUCAAGGGCGCCUUCGAGGGGCUCUAGGACGACGUCACGGAGUGAUACAACAAGGAGUCAUACGGAUACGGAAACUAGCACUUCGAAAGGGACAGUCAAGCGGAAGCUGAGACUCCCUACGCGGCCGCGGGACCCUUCGCCUUCAACAACGGCUUCAAGUAGGAAUUCGAGGUCGGUGUCAUCGGGGACUGGGGGUCCGUUGGCUUCUAGACGAGGGUCUAAUUCUACUACUUCAAGGACAUCGUCGAUAAGACCCUCUGGAGCGGCUGCGCAUAGCAAUAGCAGCGGUAGUCGAGAGGCUAGUGGCGAGAUUGCGAAUGCCAACGCCCUGUCCGAACAGAUGACGAGGAGUUUAGGUGUGUUCAGAAGGAGGGUAGAAAGUACCCAGUAUGCGAUUAAGCCCGAAGUGCGUAAAGAGCUAGAGAAGGAGUUGCUUGCUACGCUGAGGUGUAUCGGAUGCCCUGUACCAUCAACAGUUACACCUACAGUGAGCAUUAGUGGAGACGAAGGGGCUUUGAGUCCCCGUAGUUUGGCGAAUGGAGGGCCGGCAUAUACUUAUGGCAGCGGGUCGGUCGAGGGGCUAGGGCUGAGAAUGGAUGACCAAAUGAUGGCGCUUGUUACAACCUACUCAGAGAGAUUACUGAGCGUGGUUCAGAAUAGCCUUCCAGAGUUGGCGAGUCCACGGCCGAGCUUGAGUGGUCCACGACCGGGGCGGUGA